Messenger RNA from Diaporthe batatas, 2918 nucleotides. RefSeq lists its product as uncharacterized. The coding region runs from base 630 to 2669 and encodes 679 amino acids. Gene Ontology annotation, biological process: dephosphorylation. The transcript has 2 exons. Gene Ontology annotation, molecular function: protein tyrosine/serine/threonine phosphatase activity. The record is from RefSeq and is a predicted model, not a curated record. Lineage: Eukaryota; Fungi; Ascomycota; Sordariomycetes; Diaporthales; Diaporthaceae.
CCCGGAUCUGCUUAUCACCUCCAUACAUACACAGUACCGCACCAGGACAGGACAGUCACGGUAUAUCUCACCUCACCCGUUGCCUCUCAACAACGCCCAGCCGCACUCACCACUGCCACGUGUGUGGCUUUUUUGACUGUCUGACUUCGACCCUUGGCAUGCAAAGGGAGGGACAAGUAGCCCAGCCCCGGAUACACGGCAGCGACAGCCCACCACCACAGCAGUUGCAGUCCGAGAUAACAACAAGUUGCUUCAGUAUAGACAAAUCCAGGCUCUCAGAGCGAGCAGCACAUCACGGGACCUGGAAAGCCCUUGCGACUUCCUUGUUGCAGCACAGAAGUCCUCUCGUCCUCGCCUUCCCGUCGCUGCCCUCUUGUGCGUAUUGCUCAUCCUUGCGUCCAAGGUUCUGUCAUGCUGUGGGUCACGGCUUGGAUCUCUGCCUGCUUGUUCCACUCUCCUCCUUGAGAAGCAUCGUCAGGCGCACUCGAAAAAGCAGGCCCAAAAAGAUACAUAUCGUCUUUUUUUUUCUAUAUCCUCAUCUCCUUGGGUCUCUAUAGUGCUCUAUUUCUCAGUCUCUUUCAGUCUCUUUCAGUCACUCCCAGUCUCGCGGCUCUGUCUGACUCACAGACAUGGCCAGCUCAAGCGGCGCCGCUGUUGGCAAUACUGCAGCCGGAAAGGCCAUCAGCAACCUGAUCCAGGAGAUCCAGGCGCUCCCCAGGUCCGGUCCUCGUGCUGCGCUUGUUCCGGCAACCGCUGCUCUGGCCGCAAUCUUGACCCUCUGGUAUUGGAAACGCAUGGCGUCAGGCAGUCCAGCCCAGGCUCAAGACGCCAGUCCGCAGUCAGGAAUCCAUGAUCCAAAAGCAACAGACCCGGACCUCCUCAGGGAUAACUCCGAGGUGAGGUCCUUCCGCACGAGCCGUUUUGUGUAUCCCGGCAUUCGUGUCUUCUUUCACCCUCACGCCAAAUUGGACGAGAUGCCAAAGGACCCAGCACCUCUGCCGCUUUUAGUAUUCGUCCACGGGCUCGGCGGAUCCGUCGCGCAAUUCCACCCGCUACUCAAGAGCCUAACGAACAACUCCUCGUGCCUCGCGAUAGACCUGCCGGGAUGCGGCGUCUCCGAGUUCGCCCCGACGUCAUGGGAUGCGUACACGAACGAGGCGCUUGUUGAGCUGCUUGACACGAUUAUCAACGAGUACCGAGAUAAGCAAGCCGGCCAAGGAGUCGUUUUGAUCGGUCAUAGCAUGGGUUGUUCGCUGUCUGCCCGCCUCGCCUCUCCAGGCUCAAGCCAGCUGGCUAACCAUGUAGUUGGGCUCGUGGCCAUUUGCCCACCCGCUGGGCCGCCUACGGAGGCGAAUGUGAACAAAUUCAGAAAGCUACUCUGGAUACCUACGCAGAUUUUCGACCUGUGGAGAGCGUGGGAUGCCCGCGGGGGAGCCGAGAGUGCUAGCGUUAGGAGAUUUGUUGGUGCUGAGGCAGACAUCGAGUCCAAACAAUCUCAGUUCCGCUUCAAUCGCCAAAGCAGGACUCCGGUAUGGCGGAGAAUGGCAUGGGGCAGCCUGCCAUUUUACGAGAACGGUGUCCCGAAGGGCGGUAUCGCAGGCAGAGAUAUCUGGGCCUCGCUCAACGUGCCUUGCUUUCUUCUUGGAGGGGGCAAAGACAGGGUGACACCACCGGAAGAGAUCGACAAGCUCCUUGAGGCGUUGAACGCCAAGGCAACACCUUCUUCGCUGGACGGUGCAAACGAGAGCAUCCAGCCCAUUGUGGAUGCUGCCGCCCCGAUCGAUACUACGGUGGAGACUCCAAAGCCAGCCAGCCGUAUCGAAGAGAUACGGGACGAGGAUUUCCUGCGACCGAAGAAGAGGAAGCAUGAUGAUGACACCUUCGAGGAUCCGAGUACGCCUCAGGAGCCGCCAGCUGUUGGCAUGCCUUCCCAGCCUCAGCACCCUGAGAAGGUUGUCAAAUCCAUGGUAGUGAAACGUGGGACGCACGCAAUGGUCUACACCCAGGAUUGCUCCCACAUCCUCGCGUCCAUAAUUUCAGACUUCCUCUCUCACCACGUCACAGGCAGGCUGUCUCGGAGCUGGCAGCUGCAGUAUCUAAACAAGGAGUCGAAAUGGGACGUCAAGAACUUGGCCAAGUGGAAGGGUGUCGAGCCAGUCUCCAAACCUAUCGCAGGUGUAUUCCGCGCGAUGAAGACGUUCCGGGAGGUAGACGACGAGCACUCGCCCGUCAUAUUUGCCGAGAAGUGGGGCGGUAUUGUAAAAGACGUGGUCGACAUCUCAAAAGACACGCCGGUUUACGAUCCAGCCGGGCUCGAACGCGCCGGUGUGAGAUAUCACAAGUUCCCGACCGUGUCUAAGAUCCCGCCGACAGACCAUGAGGUCGACGAGUUCAUCAAGCUUGUGGAUAAGCUUCGCAAGAAACAGAAGACCAGGGCAGUCGAGGAGGGUUGGGCCGAGAACUCGGAGCACGCCGUUGGCGUACACUGCCAUUACGGCUUCAACCGGACCGGAUACUUUAUAGUUUGCUACCUGGUGGAGAGAUGCGGGCUUGGAGUGAAGCAGGCAUUGGAUACAUUUGCUGAGAUGAGACCUAAGGGAAUCCGGCACUCCCACUUCAAGGACCAGCUGUUUGUCCGGUAUUCAGAGCUGCGGUCACAGAGCACUUGAUGCGGCACUCGGUCACGACUGCUACUGGUUGGGUACUGCAAUGCUCAUCGCUGGCAGAAGAGAGAUGGAUAUACUAUUCUUAUCGAGAGGCAGGGGGUAUUGUUUGCCAUUCAUUCGACGUUCCGGGAAGCAAUGGGAGGUGGUGGGUGGUUUUCGGGGGAAUCGGGCCAAGGCGUACAAGGUUCACUGCUGUAUUAUACCUAUUAGACAAUCCUGUCUCAUGAUAUCCUUAAGAAGCUUGCAUUGGAA